Messenger RNA from Miscanthus lutarioriparius, 1434 nucleotides. NCBI's taxonomy places the organism in Eukaryota, Viridiplantae, Streptophyta, Magnoliopsida, Poales, Poaceae. The record is from the annotation of a GenBank genome assembly.
AUGGGGAAAAUCCCCCGCCUGCUAAUGGGGCGGUAUGAGCUCGACAGGCUGCUUGGCAAGGGCAGCUUUGCAAAGGUGUACCACGCGCGCAACAUAGGCACCGGGGAGGAGGUGGCCAUCAAGAUCAUGGACAAGGAUCACAUGUCCAAGUUAGGUGCCGUGCAGCAGCAAAUCAUACGCGAGAUCGAUAUCAUGCGCCGGGUACGCCACCCCCACAUCGUGCGCAUCCACGAGGUCAUGGCCACCAGGAAGAGCAUCUUCGUCGUCAUGGAGUUCGUCGGCGGCAGCACCCUCAACGCCCACCUGGUCCACCGCGCCGGCCGCGGCAUCAGCGAGGCCUCGGCCCGCCGUGUCUUCCAGCAGCUCGUGUCCGCGCUCGACUACUGCCACUCGCUCGGCGUGUACCACCGCGACAUCAAGCCCGACAACAUUCUCGUCGACGCCACGGGCAACAUCAAGGUCACCGAUUUUGGGCUCUCGGCCCUCGCCGGCACGGCGCAGCGGGAGGCGUUGCUCCACACCAUCUGUGGGACGCCCAUGUUCAUCGCGCCCGAGGUUUUCCUGCGCUGCGGCUACGAUGGCGCCAAGGCCGACGUCUGGGCCUGCGGCGUCGUCCUCUUCGCGCUCGUGGCAGGCCGCUACCCCUUCAAUCAUAAGGACACCAGCUUGUACCACAUGAUCCGCCGCUGUGACUACCACUGCCCGCCGUGGUUCAGUACCGGCCUCGUCGGCCUGGUCCGCCGCAUCCUCUGCCCCGACCCGGUGCGCCGUAUCGCCAUACCGCAGAUGAAGGAAAAUCUUUGGUUCAAGAAGGGCUUCAAGGAGAUCCCACGGAGCCUCAGCGAGCCCGAGCUGCAAGACUCUGACUCUUAUUCUGAUGACGAGUCUAUGGCGUCAUCUACGUCGUCAGGGGACCCGGCCUCCCUGAUGGCGUGCCCCAUGCAUACCUCGGUGUCAGCGCCGUCGCUGACCACACUCGAGAGUACUGGUAGCGUCGCCGUCCAAGCACAGCCGCGCAUGCGCCGCCCCAAGAGUCUGAACGCGUUCGACAUCAUCGCGUCGUCACCGAGCCUCGACCUGUCUGGGUUGUUCCAGGAGCCGAGCGAGCAGAUGCGGUUCGUGUCUGCCGCGCCCGUGUCCAAAAUCAUCUCCAAGCUGGAGGAAAUCGCUGGGCACGUCAGCUUCACGGCGCGCACCAAGGAAUACCAGGUGAGCAUCGAGGAGACGAGGAACGAGAACCAGGGCGUGCUCCUUAUCUCGGCCAAGAUCUUCGAACUCACGCCUGAGCUCGUCAUGGUGAAGAUUUGCAAGAAGGCUGGCGACACCACUCAGUACCGGCAGUUCUGCAACGAUGAGCUCAAGCCCGGCCUGCGUGGCCUAGUCGACGGACUGCCGGAGGACAACGCAGAGUGCAUGGCCUCCAUCUCUGGAUGA